UCGUUCAACUUAUUUCUUAGAAACAACCCUUUUUCUUUAAAAGUGAUUACAACAAAAUAAAUACAGAGCUUUAGAGCUCAAUACAUAAUAACAAGACUUGCAACUAAUUUGAAUUGUAAAUAAGUUCCCAAACAAUAUUUUUAAGGGUUUUUCAAAUUUAUUUUUUAGUCUUUUACUUCCUACACGAAUUUAUAAGUAAGUAUAAAUACUUGAAACACCUAAAUUUUCUCCAUUAAAACUGUUUUAACUCUUGCCUUUGACGGAUCCCACACCAAAAUGUCUUCAAUCUUUGUAAAACUUUCCUCAUCUUUCCGAUGGAUAUUGGUUUUGGUUAUAAUCGGUGUAAGCACUUUACCAGCUCAAGGAUUAUCAGAUACAAGCUAUUGUGAAAAAAAGCUGAGUGAUACCUUGGAUUUGAUUUGUAAUUAUGGAAUUGGAGCUAAAUUGAAAAGAUCAGUUGAACCAGUUGAUAACUACGUUGACUCCGAGAACCAAAUGUCAUCUUCGUUUGAAGAUUAUCCAAUGAUAUCACAGUUCCAACAAAACUCAUUGGCCAAAACUCGAAGAAAGCGAUAUGGGCCUGAAGUUGCCAGUUUUGGUGAACGAAUUGCCAGUGUUUGUUGUAGAAAACCGUGCACAAUGGGAGAGCUUUUGAUGUUCUGUAAUCAAUAUUAAACAAAAAUUCACUGAAUUGACAAAAAUUAAAUUUCACUAUUAAAUAUUCUUUAACGAUAUAUCGAGGGACCUGAUUGUUUAAAUUCAGCUGAAGUGAAUUAACUACUACUUGCUUUUUGAUCAUAAACAAAAUAUUGUUAUAAAUUUAUAAAUACAAAGUUUUAUAUAAUACAUUUUGUUAUUUAUUAUUUUAUACCAUAUUAUGUACAUAUUUUGAAAUAAAAUAAAAACCAGCUUAUUU
This is a messenger RNA of Eupeodes corollae, 916 nucleotides long. RefSeq lists its product as uncharacterized. The coding region runs from base 277 to 675 and encodes 132 amino acids. Lineage: Eukaryota; Metazoa; Arthropoda; Insecta; Diptera; Syrphidae. The transcript has 2 exons. The record is from RefSeq and is a predicted model, not a curated record.